Messenger RNA from Camarhynchus parvulus, 3770 nucleotides. RefSeq names its product transmembrane protein 170A (gene TMEM170A). Gene Ontology annotation, cellular component: endoplasmic reticulum membrane. The transcript is spliced from 3 exons. Gene Ontology annotation, biological process: endoplasmic reticulum tubular network organization. NCBI's taxonomy places the organism in Eukaryota, Metazoa, Chordata, Aves, Passeriformes, Thraupidae. The coding region runs from base 1 to 426 and encodes 141 amino acids. The record is from RefSeq and is a predicted model, not a curated record.
AUGGACGGCGGCGAAGCGGGCGGCGGUGGCGGCGGGCUCCUGCAGCAGAUCCUCAGCCUUCGCCUCGUGCCCCGCGUGGGCAAUGGCACCACCACCUACUCCAGCCCGCUCUCCACCUUCCCAGAGAUGUGGUACGGCGUCUUCCUGUGGGCAGUCGUCUCUUCCCUUGCCUUCCACGUCCCGGCCGCGCUGCUUGCCCUCUUCACGCUCCGGCACCACAAGUACGGCAGGUUCAUGUCCGUGAGCGUGCUGCUGAUGGGCAUCGUGGGACCCAUCACCGCCGGCACCCUCACAAGUGCUGCCAUUGCUGGAGUUUACAGAGCUGCGGGGAAAAAAAUGAUUCCCUUUGAGGCGCUCAUUUUUGGCGUGGGCCAGACGUUCUGUGUGGUGGUGGUUUCCUUCCUGCGCAUUCUGGCCACUCUGUAGCUCCUCUGGAGAGGCUGGAGAACACAAACCAGAGGGGGAGCACAGGACCCGCUGCCUCAGAACAAAUCACAGGGAGCACAGCUCCAGCCUUGUGUUUCUUCUGCUGAUUUAAGGAAUUGGGACGGCUCGCUCUUGCCUCCAGCCUGGCUCGAAAUUUUAAAAUGGUGAAUUUUGUUACUUUUUGGUAACAUUAAGUGCCAAGUGAAACUUUAUUUCUCUGGAGGGUAGGAAAAUGGCUCCAGAGGAGGAGACCUGGGUACCUGUCACCAGUGAUGAAUUGUAGUAACAGGACAUGACUGAAAUGGGACACCAGCUGUGCUGGGGUAGGAACAGGACCAGAGUGACAUCGUGUCCCCAGAGCUCACUCACCACUUUAUUGCUUGGUUUUCAGUGAACCUGAAGCUCUUUUAAUGUCAGUUUUUAAAUUAAAAAAUUGUUUUCUUCCUGGCCCAAACUUCUUAAUACCAGGUGAUAGCCUGUAGGGGGGCAGUAGAAUGUAAUCUUACCCCUCCAUGAGUUGCAGCUGGGAUCAAUUACUAGAAAUUAAGAACACCUGUAACUAAUGAGAGCAAGUGCCAUAAAAGGGUGUAGCAAGAAGAGGAGUCAGAUGGCUGCUGCAAGGAUCCAGAGGAGUCAGUGCUCAGAGGAGCUGCUCCAUGAGAAGCACUAAGAAGGUAUGAAGCUUAGAAGCUAUGGGAUCCUUGCAGCUUAAGGAUAAUAGAACUGUUGCAGUGCACUGUUCUAAUAUGCAAGGCAACAAUAGCCAUAGUGGAUUUGGGAGCAGCAAAAGGAAAACUCAUUUUAGAUGGAUGAUAGUGCAGAUUUGUGUCUGGGAGCUCUGGCUGUGAAUGCUGUGCAGGGAAAAUGACUGGUGUAAAAAAGAUUUUGUGAAUUUUAUUACAGCAAAGCCCUUCUGGCCCUGUGAAUGUUUUGCUCAGAGGCAAAGCAGAGUGGAAUGGGCACUCCAGAAAUCCCAGGUGUGCAUGUGGGUGUGCACAGCUCUCCUCAGGCUUUGAAGGAGACUUGUGUUUCCAAAGGACCCUGUUCUCCUUUGACUUGCUGAGGCUGUUCAUGUUGGUGUGCUGGAGCUGGGUGUCUGCACUGAUCUGGAAGUGGCACUUUUAUCCAGCUUGGAUAAAAUCCCUGCUGCUGCUGAGAGCUGCCUGGCCAGGCUGGGCUGUGACUGGGUGUCCCCAGUGCAGGGACUGUGCCACGUUUUCAGCAUCCAGCCCACAGUGUGCCAGGGCUGGGAGAGCUGCAGGGCUCCUGGCAGGAGCCUGGGUGAUUCCUGUGUCCAUGUGAACACAAAUCAACCCUUCUCCACAGGCAGCACUGUCUCCUCAUGAAUUGUUUUAGUUUGUUUUGCUUUUAAGUGACUUUUAACUAACUGGUAGCUCUGCAUUGUGCCCAGAGUUGUGCUGCAUGGCUGGGGCACUUGAGCAGCUCACUGGGUGCUUCCUGGGGCUUGGUUCUUUGGGGAAGCUGAGGUUGAAUUCCAGGGAUGUGGCUGGGCAGUGCAGCCACCCCUAGGGGUUUGCUGUGCUGUGUUUGUACCCAGCUCACACGGGUGGGCUGCAGAGGGGAAGCACUGUUUGUGUCCAGUCUUUAGGGGACAGUUCCCAUCUGUGUCUUCAUUGAAUUCCUGUGGUUUCCAAAUCAGUUCCUUUUGUAUGUGCAGUAUUUUCUAGGGCCAUUUAUCUACCAUGUCCUCAGUGCUGGAAUGACUGGAGGUGGCACUUAGUGCCAUGGUCUGGAUGACAAGGUGUGACCAGUCAAAGGUUGGACUGGAUCUUAGAGAGCUUUUCUAAACUAAAUUGAUUCUGUGACCCUUCAACAGGGCACUGUGUUUAUCAGGGAAAAGGGUUUCUCUGUGCACUGACUCCUCAAGAGUGGUCUGUCAAUGGUGGGACGUGUUUUGCAGGAGCUACUAAUUGAGAUUACUCUAAAUUUUAGCCUAUGGUAAUUCAGGGAAUAUAGAUGCACAGUUUAGGAAAUAAUUUAAUGUGAAUCCUUCUCCUUAGGUGGGGGAGGUCCAAGUGGUGUAACUUAUACUAAACCCUGGAUCUGUGGAGAACCCUGUGUGCUGUGCUGCUUGUAGAGAGCCAGUCUUCCUGCCAGGGCAGAAACAAUGAAAAAGAAGGAAUAAGCUUUCUUUCUUUCUUUUCCCCCUUCCCACUUCAUAUUUCAGCAUGUGUACAGAGUGCACAGUUUAAUUUGCAGGUGUUAUCCUGUGUUUUCCUGGAUGGAUUAAAAGUAUGUCAUGGAAUUUGAAAUGUCAUGGAAUUUGAAUAGGGUGGGUCUGGUUUUACCUUUCAGGUGACACCAGACACCAAUGUCCUGAGCAGCUGCUGUGCUCUCCUUCACCCUGCACUGGUGCCUGGCACCCUCAAUAGCCAUUAAGCUGAUUGCAACUGAGAAAGCACUUUAUCCAUGUGCCCCAUGCUACAGCAAGAGGAGGUUUCCUUGCAGGAACAGGGCUGAGGGGUGCAGGACACAAAUGGGGCUGUUACAGAGCUCAGAACAAGUGAAAAUUGCUCAGUAAAGUCACUCAGUGCUGGAUGAACUGAAAACCUCCCAUUUUCUAUCCCUUGGGAUCUCUGAGAGUCUCGUUUGAGGAGGUUCUGGCUUACUUGAAGAGUUGGCAGCUUGACCGUGUUUGGAGCUGGCAAUGUCUCUCUAUGCCUGGAUGCUGUGAAAUUUUCAGGGAAUUCUUGCAUAAAAGGUGAACAAUCAGCUGAUUUGUCUUGACACAUAAGCACAGGAGGCAAGUUCUUUGUGUCACCUUGGAGAGAGCAUCCUGCGCUCUGCUGGCUGCUGCUGGUAAUCUCCCCCUCCAGUAAAACCAGAGCUAAACAGAAAGGAGGAGUAGCCUUGAGCUGAAGCACCAGAUGGCAGUUGAAGCACUGGUGGCGGUUUCCUCCCCUCAUGGGUUUGGCCUUCCCUUUCCAUUCCUUUAUUCCAAGUGAGGCAUAUGGAGGAAUCCCUUCGUUUUCUUCAGGUAUUGACAGACUUUGCUCAGUCAAACUUGCCAAAAACUGCAAAGAGCUGGCAAAAACAUCAACACUGAGGUGUCCUGGGCUCAGCAGUGCUGUGAGCCUCUGCUGGGGAGCCCAACCAGUGUGCUGGUCAAGGAAACACCUUCUGGAGAAGCUGCCUGCCCUGGAGGAACACCCACUUAUGCUGAGGCUCCCUGUGUGUGACAUCCCCUCUGCCCCCACCCAGCUUCCUCGUGCUCACAACUGCAGCUGUCAUGAACAAAUCUUUGUAUGAUUGAAAAGUCUGUACAUUUUAUUUUUCUACUGACACGCCUAAUCCUGGUGGUGAUUAUCAGUAAAUUCUGUAAC